AGCAGCACAACAACAUCAAGAGUUAAUAUAUAAUAAUAUCAACAACAAUCGCAAGCAGAACGGGUGUGAUAAUCUACAGAGUAAUAAAUAAAUAAACAAACAUAGUGAAAGUAACAAUGCCUGGCUGUGGAGCAAGCAAAAAGUAAACAAAAGCAAAACAAAAUAAAACAAAAAUUCCCAUUCUAAGCUGUUUGUGGUUUUUAAGUACUGUGUGACACUUAAAAUUAAGCAAUGCGUAUGAGAACAGGAACGACAGCUCAUCCGGUUAUUUCCAGGCUUUGGAUGGGCCAAUAAAAGGCCGACGGAUCUAAGCAGUAGGCAUCAGUAAGCCACAACCAAGCAACCAACCAAGUAAUACAGCGAAUCCAUUGAAGGAACUCUCGAAUCACGAUGCGUUUAACACUUUUGGCGUUCAUCGGCGUGCUCUGCCUCGCCUACACCUAUGCCCUGACCGACACCGACGCCGAGGAGCAGCAAAAUGCCGCUCAAAUCGAUUUGCUCAGCCUUGAGAAGGAUGAGAACGCACAUGCCAACGAAGGUCUGCGUGAGGCGCGUCAAGGCUGGGGACGUGGAGGCUGGGGAGGCGGCGGCUGGGGUGGACGCGGAGGCUGGGGAGGCGGCGGCUGGGGUGGACGUGGCGGUUGGGGAGGCGGCGGCUGGGGUGGACGCGGAGGCUGGGGUGGCCGCGGAGGUUGGGGCGGCGGUUGGGGCAGAUAAACUGUCUAAGGCCAACGCCAUC
Messenger RNA from Drosophila hydei, 739 nucleotides. Its product is annotated as protein FAM98B-like. Bases 391 to 717 code for a protein of 108 amino acids. NCBI's taxonomy places the organism in Eukaryota, Metazoa, Arthropoda, Insecta, Diptera, Drosophilidae. The record is from RefSeq and is a predicted model, not a curated record. The transcript has a single exon.